Harpia harpyja (harpy eagle) is the source of this 1037-nucleotide messenger RNA. It is a transcript of the gene TMEM186, whose product is annotated as transmembrane protein 186. The transcript is spliced from 2 exons. NCBI's taxonomy places the organism in Eukaryota, Metazoa, Chordata, Aves, Accipitriformes, Accipitridae. Bases 99 to 845 code for a protein of 248 amino acids. Gene Ontology annotation, cellular component: mitochondrion. The record is from RefSeq and is a predicted model, not a curated record.
GGGGGUGCCGCCCCCUCCCGCCGUGCCGCGCGGCGGAGGGAGGGAGGCGGCGGAGGGAGGGAGGCGGCGGCGCAGGCGCGCUCUCGGACGGCGGAGCCAUGGCCGCGGCUAGGCUCUGCAGAAUUAGGACUAAAGUCUGCGUGGCACCGUCUUUUGGGAGAUGUGCACGAAAUGGGCUCUGGACAAGGUCAUGGAAGAAGGAAGAUGCUCGCCCACCGUGUUUUUUUGGUACGUGGGAGUGUUUGCAGUCACAAAACCAGCGAGUUAAUGGUGGUCUUAAUUAUCUUGGGAGACAGCGAGAGCCACCCGUGCGUCUGUGCCAUUCCGCCCCUGCUGCUGUGGUCCGACAGAAGGCUGUGGAUGUGAAAACAGAAGAGUUCAAACUGGUCUACAGGUUUCCGGGGAUUAAGUACUGCAGGGUGCUCUCCAGACUGAAGCUGUUACAGACUGCCACCACCGUGGUCAUGCUGCCUCCCAUCUGCUACCUCUAUCUGCAAGACCAGGUUUCUCAGAAUAUCCUCAUAUAUACAACUGGCAUUGCGUUCUUUGCUGGUGCAAUGUUGUAUGCUAUGAGCUACUUUUUCAGACGAAUUAUUGGAUUAAUCUACUUAAAUGAAACUGGCCGUACCGUCAGAGUGGCCCACUUGACGUUUUGGGGAAAACGGAAUGACAUUUACUGUCCCAUAGAGGCAGUGAUGACUUUGGAUGAAGUUGGAGAUAGCAAGGAGGAGCUACUUCUCCAGUUCAAACGGUAUAACAGUACAGAUAUUUUAUAUUUUACAAUUAAGUUUGGCCAGAUUGUAGACAGACAGAAGUUUACUCAAAUAUUUGGAAAACUUGAGUGAUACAGCAGCUAAUUUCCAGUGGUUUUCCUUGUUGCAUUUUCAUUGUGCUUAUUCUUCUGUGAAGUUUAAUUAGUUUACCAAACUGUCAUACUUCAGUCAUUUUCCUAUGCAAAGCCUGUUGGUAAGUGCACUCAGUGUAGAAAGCAGAAAUGGUAAAGAACAAUCCGCUGGAUUAAAUGUCUUUGCAGCUUG